UUAAAACUCCGCUAAAUCCUCACCACGCUGCUUCGAAUUCCAGCAGAAAUGGAGACCUCCAGAUCUCAAUCAUUUUUCCUAGACUUGAAGCUUAGAGAAGUCAAUGGAUUCCGAGUAAGAAAGCGGCCGUAUAUCGGAAACGAUUCGCUAGGUUUUGACCCAAUCGGAGCUGUAGCGAUCGAGCACGAUGGCGAGCCUUCGCCCCCAAUGGCUCUGUCUUUCUGCAAGACCAGCAAAAAUGCGCAUAUUCUUGCUCUAGCCGAUGAAGCGGGGUAUGUCACAUUGACUGAUACGAGGAAGAAAUUAUUGGAUAAUGCUUCGUUCCAAGAGAAUGCAGAGAAGUCUAAGGUGACUGAGUGGGUAGCUCACGAAAAUGCUGUAUUUGACUUAUGCUGGAUUAAGGAUGAUGCAAAUAUGUUAACCGCCUCUGGAGAUCAAAGUAUUAAGAUUUGGGACACACAAGAGCGUAAGUGCAUAAGAGCUUUGCUGGGACACACUGGAAGUAUUAAGUCCAUCAGCUGCCACCCUAGUAAUCAGGAGUUAGUUGUCUCUGGUUCAAGAGAUGGAUCGUUUGCUGUAUGGGAUACCAGAUGCUCCAAGAGUGUCCACAAUUCACGUGUACAGCCUUUAUCUAUAGUGCAAGAAGCACAUACUUCUUCAGGUCGAAGACGCUGCAGACGUGGAAAGGCUGAAUCUAUGAGUAUCACAUCAGUGCUUUAUCUCAAAGAUGAAGUUUCUCUUGCGACUGCUGGAGCAGUUGACAGUAUAAUUAAGUUCUGGGACACACGGUAUCUCAAAGCUCCAGUUACUCAAGCAUGUCCAAAGUCAGAAUCAUCAACUGAGGAAAAGAGAUUACAUGGCAUAUCUAGCCUGUCUCAAGAUUUAAACGGGAUGUUUAUCACUGCCUCGUGCAUGGAUCACAGGGUUUACCUAUAUAAUGUGCUUCAGCUUGAGAAGGGCCCAAUAAAAACGUUUUCUGGAGGCCGAACUGAGUCGUUCUUUGUGAAAUCAGCGAUCAGCCCUGAUGCAGCUCACAUACUCAGUGGUUCUAGUGAUGGGAAUGCCUACAUAUGGCAGGUGGACAAACCCCAGAUGGAUCCUAUUGUUUUGAAAAGCCAUGACGGAGAAGUCACAGCAGUAAACUGGUGUCCAUCAGAGAUGGGCAAAGUGGCAACUUGCUCAGACGAUUUCACAGUUCGUCUUUGGAACAUCCAAAGCAGUUGCUAUUCAAAUAUGCGAUCUCCUUCGUCACUGAGAAAGAGAGUCCGGGCUCUUCCAAGAGUGGAGAGGCGAAAACUGUUUGCAGAUGAGCCAUCAAACUCAAAAAGCAACGAAGACACCAACUCCCGUACUCCCAUAACAAUGCCAGAAAUGAGGACACCAGAAUCCCAGAAGAAGUUGUCCUUUAGUUUUGAAGUGAAACAGGAUUUAGUGAGAACUCCAGAAGCUGAAACCAGAAGCCCUUCUUCAGUUCUAAACCCUCCUUCCUCGCUGAAAAGGAAAACCAUCCGAGACUAUUUUCCUGUUCCUUUUAACAAACUCUCUACUGCUAAGUCGAGCUCUCCAGAGUGCACUGAUCAAUAACGACUAUAGGGGAUGUAAAAUUGUUUAAUAUACAUGUAUAUGUCAAGAAGGAAUCACAUUGAACUUGUACUCUUAGAGAGGGUGAGAACUAUAUAAAUCCUCUUCUGAAUUCUGUAACAAAUGAAAUUGAACUCAGAUUGAACAUUUUGAAAUCUUUGUAA
Molecule: messenger RNA, 1745 nt
Organism: Salvia hispanica
Lineage: Eukaryota; Viridiplantae; Streptophyta; Magnoliopsida; Lamiales; Lamiaceae
Product: Transducin/WD40 repeat-like superfamily protein
Biological process (GO): proteasome-mediated ubiquitin-dependent protein catabolic process
Cellular component (GO): nucleus
Molecular function (GO): protein-macromolecule adaptor activity; protein binding
Source: RefSeq, a predicted model, not a curated record